CCCACGUCCAUCUCCGCUCCGUCCAUCUUGCCAGUCCAGCCGUCAAGAUGAGCUUUAUUACCAAGCGCGCUCUUUCCACCCUCAUCCCUCCCAAGGUUGCCUCACCUAAUGCCAUCGGCGCAUCCCCCAAUGCCGUCCGUAUGCAGAAGGUUGUGAACUUUUACGAGAAGCUUCCCCGAGGCCCAGCUCCCGAGCGUGAGGCCAAGGGCCUUCUCGGACGUUACCAGAAGAAGUACUUCGGCAAGAACCCAUCUGGCAUGCCUCUCGUCCACGCCAUUGCGGUCCUCGCCCUUUUUGGUUACGCACAGAACUACUACUUCCAUCUGCGCCACCACAAGAACAACGCUCAUUAAGCGGAUAAGACGAUUCACGGCAAUACCUGAGCAGGCAAGGCAGCUUAUGUAAAUAUAGCGUGUAGUAGAGGCCAAGAAGAGAUCUAGCCACUCCAUUUUCGAUCAAAUUAUAGACUGUGCACUGCCUAUGAGAUUGUGUAUUGCCAACCAUAUGAGCGCGUCCUGAACAGUUUGUGCUUCUGAUAUUGGGAGAUGGAAACGUGACUUCGGCCCGAGCAAAGGACAGCUUUUCUCCACACCUCCAGCGAUAUAUUUCGGGAUCAAGCAUAUCACGUUCAUCGUCUACCAGUAAUUAUGAAGAUUGUUGUAACAGUAUUGGCACGUUUCAAGGUGAGGAAGAGAGUGAUUUUCG
Aaosphaeria arxii CBS 175.79 is the source of this 705-nucleotide messenger RNA. RefSeq lists its product as uncharacterized. The transcript is spliced from 6 exons. Gene Ontology annotation, biological process: proton motive force-driven ATP synthesis. NCBI's taxonomy places the organism in Eukaryota, Fungi, Ascomycota, Dothideomycetes, Pleosporales. The coding region runs from base 48 to 353 and encodes 101 amino acids. The record is from RefSeq and is a predicted model, not a curated record.